This is a messenger RNA of Pieris napi, 4199 nucleotides long. Its product is annotated as neural cell adhesion molecule 2. The transcript is spliced from 18 exons. The coding region runs from base 98 to 2659 and encodes 853 amino acids. Gene Ontology annotation, molecular function: protein binding. The record is from RefSeq and is a predicted model, not a curated record. Lineage: Eukaryota; Metazoa; Arthropoda; Insecta; Lepidoptera; Pieridae.
GUUGACGGAUGUUUAGUUCAACAUGUAAAACUGUACAUUAAUAAGUGAAGUGCUAGUGCACUGAGUAGUGUAGUGAUGUGCUCGUAAAUAGGGGGCUAUGAAGCGCCUUGGGCCCACGUGGAUCUGGCUUACAGCCCUCAUGCUGGGGCUCACUACAGCUUACAGCGACACUGAGGAGUUCCUCAGCGAUCUAGACAAACCAGUGCCAACUUUAGACGUCCAGGGAGUGCUGGGUAAAAAGGCUUCACUUCCUUGUGAUAUACAGCCUCUACACUCGGACGACGCGGUUGUUAUGGUACUAUGGUUCAAGGAGUCGGAUGGAGAACCAUUGUAUAGUUUUGACAUCCGAGGACGGUCCUAUAACCAACCAAAGCUCUGGUCUUCCCCACUGGUGUUCGGAAAUCGAGCCUAUUUCCGCGGGGGUGCAACACCAGCUGUUCUCAUGGUUGACAAUGUGAUUGCGAUGGAUGCUGGAGUGUAUAGAUGCCGAGUAGAUUUUAAAAACUCUCCCACUAGAAACCUUAAAGUUAAUUUCACUGUUAUAAUACCUCCGAGCCGUCCAGCGAUAUACGACGCAAAGAGAAGAGAUCGGACUAAACUCGUGGAGCCCUAUAACGAAGGAUCAAAUGUUUUAUUGAUCUGCGAAGUUGAAGGAGGUCGACCAAGACCGCGAGUUACAUGGUACCUUGAGAACGUGGUGAUCGAUGACUCAUUCGAGCAGCGAGCCGACGGUAUCACAGUCAACACCCUGACAUUCCCCAAUGUAGGAAGACAACAUCUGAAUGCGAGGCUAGUGUGCCAGGCUUCUAAUACAAAUUUGGCACCACCGGAGACCAAAGUUUUAAUAUUAGACAUUAAUUUGAAACCAAUAACAGUGAACAUAUUAAACAAAGAAAAACAAGUGUCCGCCGACAAAAGAUACGAAAUAGAGUGCAAGACGACUGGCUCGCGGCCCGACGCGUCAGUCUCCUGGUGGAAGAACAAUAGACAACUCAAGAGGAUGGCGAAAAAUUUCUCUGAGAACAAUGAAACACUAAGCGUGCUCAGUUUAGUACCGAGUGUGGAAGACGAUGGGAAGUACUUGACUUGCCGCGCGGAGAACAAACACAUCCCGGACUCAGCUAUAGAAGACAAAUGGAGGCUUAACGUGCACUAUGUACCGAUUGUAGAUUUGAAGAUGGGAUCAAAUUUGAAUCCAGACGAAAUAAAAGAAGGUGCCGAUGUAUACUUCGAAUGCACUGUCAAAGCAAACCCAAAGUCACAUAGACUAGUUUGGUAUCACGGUCAUAACGAAAUAUUCCACAAUGACUCUGCGGGUAUAAUUCUGAGCUCCCAAAGCCUAGUACUGCAGAGCGUAACGCGGAGCGCGGCUGGAGACUACACUUGCGUGGCAGCUAAUAGCGAAGGCAAGGGAACAAGCAAUCCUGUAUCUUUAUUGGUGCGAUAUGCACCAGUGUGCGCGGAACGUCGUGAUAGCGAGCUUUUUGGCGCGCUAAAGCAUGAGACCGUCAUGUUACACUGUAGUGUUGACGCCAAUCCGGCAGUGGUAUCCUUUCAUUGGACUUUCAACAACUCUGGCGAACAGACUGAAUUACCUCCACGGUUAUCCAGCGUUGUAGGACACACGUCUACAUUAAAUUAUACGCCCAGUACUGACAUGGAGUAUGGGACAUUGGCUUGCUACGGCGAAAAUUCUGUAGGCCAACAAAAGGUGCCCUGCGUUUUUCAAUUAGUGGCUGCAGGUCGGCCGUUUCAAGUACAGAACUGCACAGUAGCGAAUCAGAGUUUGGAUUCAUUGUUUGUGGAGUGCGUCGAGAAUUUCGAUGGUGGUCUGCCACAGACAUUCCUUAUGGAGUUGCUUGAGCUGCCAUCGCUAACUGUCCGCUAUAAUGUAUCUACAAAUAAAACUCCACCGAUCUUCGAAAUCCGCAGUCUUCCUCCAGGAGUGAGUUAUAGAAUCGACUUGUACGCGGUCAACGCUAAGGGCAGGAGUGAUGUCACUACCAUAGAACAUGUUAUUCUGAAGGGACAAGCUAAGUAUACAGGUGAAAGCAACUCUUUGGGAAUAUCGCCGGUGUUGGCAUCAAUAGCAGCAAUGUCUGCGCUGCUUGUGACAGCGUUGUGUGGCGUGUUAGCUAUACUAUACCGUCGGCACGCCAGACAUAGACACAUGCCAGCAAAACAUGCGCCUUUAAAUGAGGCUAUCUAUAAUGAUCGGGCGGGACAAUGUCCUACUCCCGUAAAGCAAGAGGCUUGCAAUGAAGGAAGCAAUGUAGGAUCAGGAGUUGGUGGAGCAAGUGGAGCGCUACUAAGAGAAGACCUCGGCGACGACGCCGAUCCAGACAUUAUACCAAACCUAUACGAGCGUCGUCCAGUCUCGAAUGGAUAUAUGAGCUUACAGCGCCCCCAGUCCAACAACAAACUGAGCAAGAACGAUGACUUGAGAUCGGAGCCUGAUGGCGCGGGCUACUAUGACUUUCGGAAGAAGGACUACAGGAUUCCUUUGACUAGUCAGUCAUACCAUAGUCUAGGACGAGCAAAUAAGGGCGUAACGACAAGCCCCAAUUCCGGAAGCGGCGUCACAUCAUCUUUGACCGCACAUCGCCUGCGACCAGAAGUGGUCACCACCUCACAUCGUGUGCAAGAAAGCUGUAUAUAAAUGCAUGGUAGAGCAUUGUUGUGACAUCUAGAUAGAAGAAAUAGGUAAACGUACUUUUGUGUGAAAACUUUACUUGUACCAAAAAUCUUAUUAUAGAAGUAUUUCCAAAAAUUUGAAAUAGAAAAAUAGAUCCCAAGAAAUAUUAAAUGUAUUAAAUUCUUGGGAUACAACAAUAGAUUUUUUUGUAUUAAAAAUUAUUUGUUAUAAAAAAUUUAAAUAGUAUUUAGAUUUUUAUUGCGGGACGCCAAAUUCGCGUUUUUCGGACCUAUUUAGUGUGUAUAUAAAUGUAUGUAUGUCAUAGUAUUUUCAAGAAUGUGAGUUUGAAUAAAAUAUUCACUUCUUCGUUGGAUGUCAUAUAAUUUAGGUGCAAAUUUCCUCUUAAAAACACUCAAUAAUGUAAUAUUACCCUUUUGUUAUUAAGAAGAAAUUACUUUGAUCCAAAUAAUAUAAUCAUAACAAUGCUCAAAAUCCCUCCGAUCUUGUAAUUAAUAUAACUAAGCUGACUGUGUUCCUUUUAUAAUGUAAAUAAUUUUUUUACCUAUCUGUUAGUCUGUAUCAGCAAGUAAUUCCAUAUCAUGCUGAUAAACUUUAAUGUUCUAAAUAAUAUCCAUUGUUUAAUAUGUAUGUAGAAAUCUUUAAACACAAAUUUAUAUUUACGAUGACGUAAACAGACAUCGCCAGUCAUCAUGUUACUAAAUUUAAAAUAUCGUUCGUAAGUGCUAUAGUUCGUAGAUUGUUAUAUAGGAAAGAAAAAUAGGACCCGCAUAUAUAUUACAAACAAAAAACAAAUCGGAUAUGUCUAAUAGCAUUGAAAUUCGUUUCGUUCGUUUUGCUGAGAUCCGCUUACAUAGUAUCUUCUAUGUUUUUUGGCGUUACAUUUCUCUUUCUUAUCGAUAUAUCUACUAUAAGCAUAUACGAAUAGUAUUUUGGAUAUAGCAACGUGUUUUAUCGACAAGUAUGGUAAGUAAAAUAAGGAUUUAUGAUAUGGUUUUACUAUUUUAUUUUAUUGUCUCUAUUACACAUAUCAAUUGGCUUUUAAUAAUUAAAUUCUUAUUGGCAUUAAGGAUUUACAAAAUAACGUGUAACCGAGAGCAGUACCAAUAAUUCCACAUCUAAUAUUACGGCCACUCGGAGUUCAUUAUGCUACCAAAUGCAAUUUCCUGUCACCGCCGUAUAUUCAUUUACCAACAUAUUUGUUAUAUUUGGCCGCAUAAUACAAAGCAGCCCUGAGAUUCUAUUUGGAAUAGACUUUCUGUUUACUUCUGUUCGAAAUAAUACACUACGUAUUCCAUGAAUUCAGUACCUACUCUCUAGACGUCUGUAUCUGUUAUAUUGACAUGUGUACUGUGCUUGACACAUGUCGAUUAUGCAGACCUACGGGUUUAGAAAUAAAUAUCCAUCGGAGCAUAGGUGGACUAGGAACUCGUAACCUCAGUUUUGGUCUGCAAGAUUAACACUGAUCUAUUAAAAUAAAUAAAUAGUGUUGAAAUUAAACUGAGAGCUUUCCCACGGUAUGUACUGUAUCAUUGUACCUAUAAGU